GGGGCGCUUGUUUCCUCCUAUCACCUUCCUUUCUGAGCCCGCUCCCCUUCAGGCCAUUUUUACAAGUUCACAUCCAGCACAUGGCUUCGGUUGUCGUCGCCGGACCCGCCAAGGCUGCUCUAGAUUCCCUAUCUCCCGCACAGAUUGAUUUCAUCAAUGGCCUUCCGAAGGCUGAGCUGCAUGCACAUCUUAACGGCUCCAUACCAUUGAAUGUCUUGCGAUCUUUGGCUCUCAAAUACGCGAAAGCACCAAACGCAUCCGUCUCCUCCGCUGCAAUCGAAUCCGGUAUCCAAGCUCUCCAAUCCGGCGUCAAUCUCGACACCAUUCACUCCUUCUUCGACCUCUUCCCCGCAAUCUACGCGCUCACAUCGGCCCCCGACACUGUCGCCCUGACCGCACGUGCGGUCCUCGCCGACUUCCUCGACGGUUCGAAUCCACAGUGUGCAUACCUCGAGCUACGCAGCACACCACGCGCGGUAUCCUCUACGGGCAUGACGCGUUUGUCGUACGUCGAGGCUGUGGUCUCGGAGGUUGAGCGCUAUCCUGCCGAGCGUGCGGCGCUCAUUGUCAGCCUGGACCGCCGGAUGAGCGAUGAAGAUGCCGAGGAGUGCGUCGCGAUUGCGAAGAAGCUCAAGGCUGAAGGCCGGCGUAUUGUUGGAGUUGACCUCUGUGGGAGUCCGCUGGCGGGCGAUAUGACCAAAUUUGGACGGCACUUUGAGGCGGCUCGCGAAGCUGGGCUCGGGAUCACUCUGCACAUUGCGGAGACACCGGAUAAUACGCGCGAGGACACGCUACAGCUGCUGUCCUUCAAGCCCAACCGUCUCGGGCACGCUACGUUCCUCGAUGACGAGACGAUUCACGCAGUAGUCCAGGCGGACACCUGUAUCGAGCUUUGCCUGAGCUCCAACCUCCUAUGCAAAACCGUCACUUCGCUCGACGCCCACCACAUCCGCCAUUACCUCAAGCACAAUCACCGAGUAGCAGUCUGCACCGACGACGCGCUUCCCUUCAGGACGAACCUCGUCGCUGAGUAUGCAUUACUCCUCGCUGCGCCGCCGUUAGGGCUCGGGCUAUCGGAAGCGGAGGUAGCGAAGAUCGCACAGAUGGGAAUGGAUUCACGGUUCAGGUAAAUUGUAGCCUUCAGAGUCUUUUGCAGAACGUGGCAUUGUAGGGAAUCAUUACUAAUAUGAUCGAGACUCGGACUAUUAGAUGGGAUAUAUAAGUACUGUACAUGUGAUGAUGAGGAAAUAUACAGUCAUAGGUCAGUAAACAACAAAGAAUAAAUACAAUGCGCGAAACGCCCAAUGCGUUCGGUGAAGC
Schizophyllum commune H4-8 is the source of this 1320-nucleotide messenger RNA. RefSeq names its product Metallo-dependent hydrolase. Gene Ontology annotation, molecular function: adenosine deaminase activity. The transcript is spliced from 6 exons. The record is from RefSeq and is a predicted model, not a curated record. NCBI's taxonomy places the organism in Eukaryota, Fungi, Basidiomycota, Agaricomycetes, Agaricales, Schizophyllaceae. Bases 81 to 1130 code for a protein of 349 amino acids. Gene Ontology annotation, biological process: inosine biosynthetic process; adenosine catabolic process.